This is a messenger RNA of Pieris napi, 1964 nucleotides long. RefSeq lists its product as uncharacterized. The record is from RefSeq and is a predicted model, not a curated record. NCBI's taxonomy places the organism in Eukaryota, Metazoa, Arthropoda, Insecta, Lepidoptera, Pieridae. The transcript has 5 exons. Bases 475 to 1671 code for a protein of 398 amino acids.
AAUCUGUUCUACGCUUUUGCACAGAACACGAUUAAUCGAGAAGUAUUCUCAAUACUCAUUUAAGUUAUUCUAUAGAAUUGUACUGUAUACAUAAUAUGCUUAUUUACCGACUAAACAAGAAGUCAAAAUCUCACGAAUAUUUCCUACCGCAAUUAGUUUAAUAUAUUCUAUGAAAGUAUUAAUUACAAGUGAAGUACAAUGUUCAAGUAGCAAGCGUUCAUCAAUAUGUCGUUGCUGCAGGUCCUGUUUCUGCUCCAUUAAUCUCAGAUAGCCCGUUUUACGAGUUUAAAGACUACGAAGUGAACAUUGUUUUCAUAUACUGUGUUAAUAAAGAGUUCACAAAUAUAAUCAUUUUCAAAAUGUGUUAAGUCUGAACUAUAAUAAUGGAUUUGAUAUUUGCCUAAUUGCUUGCAACUAAAUAUGCCUUGGCCUAAUCUUGGCUAUUUGCAACAACAUCAUAUAGUUAAAUAAAAGAUGUCUCUUAAAAUAAAACUAAAAACACCUAGAGCAAUGCCAGCUGAAGCAGUUUUGACAAGAAGCAAAUUGGCACAAUUGAAACAAAACAAAACCCAAAAAAACGUAAAGUUGUGUCCUGAAAAUGAAUCAUUGAGACUUAAAAACGGAAAACGAAAUAUAACAGUGGAUAAAGUUCAAUGUAAAGAAUUUCAACCGGAUAAAGUGAAGAGAAAAAUUGAGCUUAAGAGGGUGAAGCUAAAUCCAAAUCAUAAUCAAAUAGUCAUAGCAGAUAUGACUAAAUGUAAUAAACGAAAACGGAAUGUCCCUAAGAGAGAUUUCCCACAAGCAAGUUUCAAAGCGAGUACCCCACCCAGGUACAUUGAAAAAUCUGUAUUUGAAUUAAUAACUCUCAUGGAUGGGACACAAGAAAUGUGUGAUGAUGAUUUGCUUGAAAUACUGACUUGUCCCAGCCCAGUUUGGUGGGAAGAUCCACCACCUGGAUAUUCUGAAGAUCCAAUAUCAGUAGAGUACAUAGUCAAGAAAGAAAAACUAAAUGUGGAAGAUGACAAGAAAGAAAAACUAAAUGUAGAAGAUGAUAAGAAAGAAAAACUAAAUGUGGAAGAUGACAAGAAAGAAAAACUAAAUGUAGAAGAUGAUAAGAAAGAAAAACUAAAGAUGGAAGAUGACCAGAAAGAUUUAAAAAAUGUCAUGAACAAUAUUAAGGAAAAUUUAAUCGAGGAACCCAAUACAAGUGUUCAUAAAAAUAUCAAAAACGAUGUGAAAUAUGUUAAUAAAUCUAAAAACUUAGAAGUUUUGUUAGGUAAUAUUAAAAAUAAAAAGCAUAAAAAUUUAAAUGUCUGUGACAAAAUAAGAAUUAAUGAAUUUAAUAUAAAUAAUAAUAAAUUAAAAGAAAAUAAUGAAGUUAGUGAAAAUGCAGAGACAAUGAAAACUGAUGUUGAUAACAAAUCAAAAAAUGAAAUUAAACCUAUUAUCAAUGAAUUAAAACCAUCAAAUUUGGAAGAUAGUGUAGAAAAUAUUAAAGAAAUAGAAAAUUUAUCUGAAAAUACCUUUACAGUUAGUGAUAGAAGUAGUCCUUUAUGUAUAGAACUUAAUUCAGAUGAAACAGACCAUGAAGACCCAAUGAAUGUCUCGCUUGAUGAUGGUUCAUUGUUCUUCUUGGAAAAUAUAGAAAUUCCCAUUGUAAAUGAGUUUUAAAUUACAUAAUAUGAAUUAUUAAAAUAUUAAGGUUAAACUAUCUGUUUUGAGAGAAAACCAAAUCAUCAGUGCUGAUGUUUCAGCGCCAGAGGAAAAACUAUUAAUUUCAUGUACUUAAAUACAUUUAUAUCAGUAUGAUAAUUGUUCAAGUUCCAACAGGAAUGUUCAAUUUAUUGAUGAGAACCAGUUAAUAGUGUUGUACUAAUAAACAUAUCUUUACAGAAGUAGUAUAAUAGAAUAAGUAAUAAAAUAUAUGUAAUAAUAAUAAAAAGCCUUUAUUCAUCCACAUAUUA